AUGCCCUCGCUGAUCUGCCGCGUGCUUCUUCUGUGGCUCUGCGUGCACAGACUGGCGCGGUGCACGGAGCGCUCAUCCACGCGUGAGCGCUUCAAGGUGGUCAUCGCGCCGGUCAUCUGCAAGCGCAUCUGCCAGAAGGGUCAGUGCCAGGAUCGCUGCGAGCAGGGCAACAACACCACGCUCAUAGCGGAGAACGGCCAGGGGGCAGACACGCUCAUCGGGCAGGGCUUCAGAGUUGUUGUGUGUCCCCUUACGUGCAUGAACGGUGGAGUGUGCAGCUCUAGGAAGCACUGCCAAUGCCCGCCGGGCUUCACGGGCAGACUGUGCCAGUUUCCUUUGCGGCUCACCCAGCGCGUACAGGCGGCGCGGGGCAACAAGCAGCCCGUCUACCCCAUGUCCUUGAAGCCCGACAGCCAGAAGCUUCUGGAGCAAGCGGGCCUGGGACGCACCCAGAUGACUCAGUCGCACUCUGUUUUCUCCUUACCUUUUGCACAGCCGGGCCACCACUCCUCUGAAGUACAGAUAAACGUGCGCGUUCACCACGCAUCGGACACGUCCGUGGUCAUUCAGCCUCUCGACCAGGCAGACAGCAAACCUCCUCAGAAGAACGGGCCACGCCCUCCGACUACGCGACACAAGCCCAAGGGCCGUUGCUUCCAGGAGACUACACCCAAACAAGCUUGCAACAGCACCCCGCUUCCAGUUCUGACUAACCAAGAGGACUGCUGUGGAAGCGUGGGCAAUUCCUGGGGUCAAAACAAGUGCUACCAGUGCCCCAAACUGCCAAAUGCUUCUGUCAAGCAGACAAUUGUAGAAGAUUAUGGAUCAACCUGCCCGCAAGGUUAUAAAAGAUUCAACAGCACACACUGUCAAGAUAUCAACGAGUGCUCCAUGCAAGGUAUCUGUGAGAAUGGAGAUUGUCUGAACACUCUAGGGAGUUUCAAAUGUUCAUGCAAGGCCGGUUUUGUCCUGGAGAGGAAUCGUUGUGUUGCCGAGUUGUCUCACUGCUUCCUGAUUGUGUCCGACGUCAGGGGUUGCGAGCGUCCCCUGGCUGCCCAACUCGCUAUGGAUAGGUGCUGUUGCACAGUGGGCAAAGCAUGGGGGCGCAACUGUGAACGCUGUCCACAGGAAGGCACAGUUGCCUUCAGUGAGAUCUGCCCAGCUGGCAAAGGCUAUAUUCUCGAAAAGUAUAGAGAAACUUUCCCCUUGGCCUUUCCCUUAAUGCCCUUCCCUCACAAACCUGAAGUGGAAGAGACAACAACUGCUGUGCAGCAGGCUCCAACCAGCUACCAUAGUCCUCGUGUUCCUGUUGUCAAACCCACCCCUCCGACGAUCAUCCGAAUGACCCCUGACAAUGACCCUUUGGAAACCCAAACUAAAGUCUCACCAGAGACAGAUGAAUGUAGGCUAAGCAGGAACAUUUGUGGUCAUGGAGAAUGUGAGAACAGCCCGAACGGCCACAUCUGUCACUGUCACCCCGGCUACCGUCUCAACCCGCAGAGGAACAUCUGUGAGGAUGAUAAUGAAUGUGACUCUGAGCCUUGCGGUCAGGGUAGAGGCUUUUGCAUCAACACAGAAGGCGGCUACAAAUGCCACUGUCGCCAAGGCUACAAACACAUGGUGCAGCACGGGAGGCUAAAGUGUGUCGAUGUGAACGAAUGCGCCAAACGGGACAUCUGUGGCUCCGGAGGCCAGUGCAUUAACUUGCCCGGUUCUUAUAAAUGUGAAUGUCACAGUGGCUACAACAGCAGGUCACACCGUCACCCUGUUUGUGAAGAUGUAAAUGAGUGUCUCCGCCCGGACAGUUGUCCGAAUGAGCAAUGCGUGAACACCCUUGGCUCCUUUGAAUGUGUUCCCUGCUUACCGGGUCACGAGUCCCGCUCUGGCACCUGCUACGAUAUAAACGAGUGUGAAAAGCCUGGCAUCUGUCCCAAUGGCCGAUGUGAAAACCUUCUCGGAACGUACCGCUGCCUAUGCAAUGAAGGUUUCAUUCCAUCGAUUGACAGCAAGGGCUGCAGUGAUAUCGACGAGUGCGAGGACGUCAGGCUUUGCGCGUACGGCCGCUGCAUCAAUACAGAGGGAUCGUUCCAGUGUCAGUGCUAUCCCGGAUACCAACGCACGCAGGAAGGGAGCCACUGCGAAGAUAUCAAUGAGUGCGACAGGCCAUCAAACUGUCAAAGAGGCCGCUGUAUCAACAGUAUGGGCUCGUACACCUGCGAGUGCCAAAAGGGAUACACACUGGUGGGAGGCCGGCGAUGCCAAGACAUUGACGAAUGCGCAUCCGACUGGAGCCUUUGCCAGCCGUACGGCUCUUGCGAGAAUAGACCGGGCUCGUAUGUGUGCGUCUGCCAUCACGGCUACGUCCUCUCGGAGGACAAACACAGCUGCGAGGCACCUCAAAUGAUAGCAGAUGAGAAGAAGGAAUGCUACCUGAACCUGGACGACACCGUGUUUUGUGACAGCGUCUUGGCCACCAACGUCACCAAGCAGGAGUGCUGCUGCUCCAUCGGGGUUGGAUGGGGAGACCAUUGCGAGAUCUACCCAUGUCCUGUUUCUCACUCAGCUGAAUUCCACUUCCUAUGUCCAAAUGGACAGGGUCUCUACUAUGAUGAAGGACUCAUGUAUAGCCGGCCUGCCUACCAGGAUAUUGACGAGUGUUCUCUUUUUGCGGAUGAAAUCUGCAAGAAGGGUCGCUGUCAGAACACUCAGCCAGGGUACGAGUGCUACUGUCAGCGUGGCUUUUACUAUGACAGCAACCUUCUCGAGUGCAUCGAUGUAAAUGAAUGUCACGACGAGUCUCUGUGCAUAAAUGGUUAUUGCGUCAACACCGAAGGCUCCUUUUACUGUAACUGUAAGGAACCGUGGACCCAAGACCCCGACAAAAAGAAAUGUGUGCUAGCAGAGGUAGCAGACGUGAAUGAAUGUGACAAUCCAGCCAACUGCAAAAACGGCCUCUGUGUAGACACUCAAGGGUCUUACUACUGCAUUUGCUCACCACCAUGGACCCUAGCUAUCGACCGCAACCGUUGCGUGACUCCUGAAGAGCAAGCUGAUGUGAAUGAGUGCCAGGAUCCCUCCUACUGUAAGAAUGGGAGGUGUGAGAACACGCCCGGCUCCUUUCACUGUUUUUGUGACCCUCCUCGCACCUUCAGUGCGGCGCUCAAACAGUGCGUCUAUGACGAUCGCACCGCAGCCCACAAAGACGUGUGUUUCCAGCAGGUGGAUGAAGGCUUAAUCUGCAGCGAGCCGAGGAGCGUCAUGUUGGUUACUUACUCGGAGUGCUGCUGCCACUACGGUCGUGGCUGGGGGCCCGAGUGCAACACCUGUCCGCCCAGACAUUCAGAGAUGUUCAAUCAUUUGUGUGAGAUGCAUCUGGAGACAGAGUCAGACGGGGAACAAGAUAUCCUGACAGCUUUCGCUCACUAUAAUCCAGGUGACAGUUCAGAAGAAGAUUCAGACGAAUGCAGCUGUGCAAACGGCCACUGUGUGCGCUCCUAUCUGGGCACCAUGUGUGAAUGUAACCAAGGAUUUAGGUUGGACCACUCUCACACCCGCUGUAUAGAUAUCGACGAGUGUUCAGAACCAGCAGUUCGUAGUAGUCCGUGCGAGAACGCUCGCUGUGUGAACACUGUGGGCUCAUACAAGUGCUACUGCAAACACGGCUUUGUGCCCACACGCAGGCCGAAUAAAUGUGUCCGCCGUAGAAUGCAAUAA
Nerophis lumbriciformis (worm pipefish) is the source of this 3714-nucleotide messenger RNA. The record is from RefSeq and is a predicted model, not a curated record. Lineage: Eukaryota; Metazoa; Chordata; Actinopteri; Syngnathiformes; Syngnathidae.